UUGACUUCGGCUGUCCGUAGGGAAGAAAAAUGGCCGCCGUCGAGGAAAGAGUGACGUAGAUAUUGUGUUUUGUUUGUAUCGGAUUGUUAUUUAGACUCCGAUUGGUUAUUUUGAUCAGUAAAAGUGAAUUUUGUGUGGGUUAUCACGCAUACUUGUUGAACCAAGGCGUUCGUGUCACUUCACUGUUGGCAUGAUGGAGGUGCUAAUUUGUAAUGCUAGAAAGGAACUGUACCUGUGACAUGGGCUUUCCCAACUGAAUAGGCGUAAUGAGCCAAGGCCUGCAAAACACAGCCCUAACACAGCGGUUCCGGCCGGUGGCCAUUGUGGGUCCUUACCAGGACCCAGGCGGCUGCUGGAUGAGCUCCCCCCACCCAACGAGUUCCACGCUUGCUCCCUCCCCUUCCCCAACUCCCUCAUCCCACUCCACCCACUCCCAUUCCCAUAUACCAGCUUUAUCGCCUUCCCCAGUUCCCACCUCAAUCCGAAUCGAUAACAACAAUAUGGAUAAUACAGUGAAGCUUUCUCCCACCAUUGCUCAAAAGCGAGCAGAAGUGAAAUUAAAUGCUAUGCCAUGGUUUCAUGGCAAAAUUUCUCGAGAAAGAGCAGAGCAGCUUCUUUGUCCAAAGAUGGACGGACACUUUUUGGUCCGGGAGUCAACAAACUUUCCCGGAGACUACACACUGUGUGUAUGUUAUCAAGGAAAAGUUGAGCAUUACCGGGUGAAGUACAAGGAUCAUAAGCUCACAAUUGAUGAUGAGGAAUUCUUUGAGACCCUUGCUCAGCUUGUUGAGCACUAUGAACAGGAUGCUGAUGGACUGUGCACCCAACUCACAAAGAGUUUACCUAAGAAAGGGAAACAGGAUUUUUGUGUUGACACUAAAGCAUUUGUGGAGGCCGGUUGGGUCAUACAUGACCAUGAGCUAGAGCUAAAAGAGUCUAUUGGUAAAGGGGAGUUUGGAGAAGUAAUGCUAGGAAUUUUACGAGGAGAAAAGGUAGCAGUGAAAGUAUUAAAAGACUCCAGUGAAGCUGCACAAAAAUUUCUUGCAGAAGCCUCUCUUAUGACGUCAUUGAGGCAUGAAAAUCUGGUACAACUUCUUGGCCUAGUUAUGAACAAACAACAUAUCUACCUGGUUACAGAGUUUAUGAGUAAAGGUAGUUUGGUUGAUUACCUACGUUCAAGAGGCAGGCUCCAUGUGACAAAACGAGAUCAGAUAAAUUUUGCUGUAGACACGUGUUCUGGUAUGGAGUACUUAGAAUCAAGAAAGGUAGUUCAUCGUGAUCUGGCAGCCAGAAAUGUUCUUAUUUCUGAAGAAGGUGUAGCUAAGGUAUCAGAUUUUGGUCUAGCCCGUGAAGAAAGUUUCACUCAAGAUGGGGGUAAACUACCCAUUAAGUGGACUGCCCCAGAGGCCCUAAAACUUGGGAAAUUUUCUAACAAGUCAGAUAUGUGGAGCUUUGGUAUCCUACUGUGGGAAGUGUAUUCUUUUGGAAGGGUACCAUAUCCAAGAAUACCCCUUGCAGAUGUGGUAAAACAUGUAGACAAGGGCUACAAGAUGGAAGCCCCAGAGGGUUGCCCACCAGAAGUUUAUCAAAUUAUGAGCCAAGCAUGGCAUCUUAAUCCAGAAAAGAGGCCAAAUUUUAAGGAUGUGAAAUCUAAACUGAUUCUGCUACAGAAUACAACUGCAUAGUAUACAUGAUAGUUGGCAUUUCAAUGUCCUUUCAGAGUUUGAUGUUUUCUGGCGGGCAGUCACUUCAUGUUCUUUAAUCGUCCACAUUUUAAAAAGUAAAAAUAUUAUUUAUUUAUACGUAUUGGGAUUAAGUUACCCAGGAACCAAAGCUUUCCCUUAUCCCUGAGCCUUUGGGUAGAGUACAAUCCAAGACAGAAGGGAUAGUGUGCAUUAUGCCCUUGUACAUAGUUGAGAAAAUGAGUAAGAAAUCUCAUGUUUCAUCACUUUGAGCUAGUAAUUGUAUAAAAAAAAAGUUUAUGGAAAGAAUUUUAUUUAUAACAUUUGUGUUUCACACAAAUUGGAGUUGAGUGUUAAAUUAUGAUAAUCUUUAUCUCUGUGCAUACUUCUAGUUUUAAGUAGAAAAUCUUUUUCUUAUAAGCCAGGACAUCAUAAAUUCUGUUUUUAACUCUCUUUUUCUCUUUACUACAUUCUCUGAAAUCAUAAAGAUGCUGUAAAGUAUUGGCACCCAUAUGUGCCAUGUCAGAGGAUACAAAUUUUAAACUAAAUUUGUCAUCACAGAGUUCAUUUUAAUUUUUCUCUUCUUGUAUUUCUUUGUUAUUUGGAUGAAUCUCCUCAUCAGGUCAUUUCAAUUUGUUUCUCUUUGUUUGUUUGUUUUUUUUUCUCUUUAAUGAUGUAAGCAGUUUCUCUAGUCCAUGUUCUGUCUUAAUUGACAUGCCUCAUUUGGCAGAAUUUUGCAGGUCUGUUCGUCUUAAAUGUCAUGCGUUUCUUCAAUGCAUAAUUGAGAGAGAAUUUCUUUCAGGGCCUGUAUGUUUUCUCUUUGGCAUCAGAUCCUUAGUUGUAAAUCAAUACUUGGCUCAGAUAUCAGUGUAAUUUGCACUGUUUUCACUCUGACAUUCACCAAAGCUAUUAAGUAUGAAGUCCUCUUACUUCCAGCUGCAGUAUCAGUCACUCAGUGAUUAAAAAGUAUGUCGUACAGUUAAUUGUGUGUAUGAUACAUUUAUGUUAUUGCUGUCUUGUUUCCAAAACUACAUUGGAAACAAUAUACAUAUAUUCAUGUAUGUCAAUAUAAAUAGUCACCACCUGGAGCUUUGGCUUUUAGGAUCUUCCAUGAGUAAUAUUUCUCGUUAUCUGCACCAUCUUCUAUUGUAUGUUCUGUGUUUGAAUGUGCAAUGAGAUGUGCAUAAUUACUAUAUUUUAAUGUAGUAGUUAAAUUUACAAACCUAUCUGUCAAGCAUGCAACAAAUUUUGUGAUGAAAAAAUUGUUGAAUGCUUUUCAGUAGUGAAAUCUGUGACAAAUCUGAUAAACUCUCUUUAGUGAUUAUUCUUACGUUUGGACACAUCCAUCUUCUCGUAGCCCAAGAUAAGUGGUAAUCGCUUUCAUUACAUUUUUUCAUCAUUUUCAUUACAUGCUCUUUAUUUAAAAGUUGUGAAUGUUUAGACUGUUGUUAGAGGAAGAAUUUUGUGUUUGUUGUUAGCUUGGGAUCAACACUGCAUCACAGUGUUCCUUGGGUUGUAGCAGCAACACAAAUUCAAAAUAAGCCUGUAUCAUUUAAAACUUGAGCAGGAAAUUGGUGGACUUUGGUGGAAAAUUUGUUAGUGUAUCUCUUAAAUGAACUUGAAUCAUGUUGACUUUUUAAUUAAGGAAUCAUGUUGACUUUUUAAAAAUAAUGAUGGGAUAAUCAUGAAGACUGCUGCCAUGGUACAAUGGUGCCUGUUGUAAUUUGAAUUCAAUCUUAUUGUGUUUCAUUGAUGCUGAUCAUUCCCUGUAUUGUGUUGUCCUGCAAGGCAGCGUUUGUUGAUUUUAAAUACUAUUUUAUCAUUGAUUUUUCCCUAAAAUAUAUUCUGCAAUGAUUUAUGCAUUCAUUCUGUGAUUCUGCAUUGUAAUUUCCAUUUCUCUUUGAAGAAUUUUAAAUAACCCUUUGGUGUACUUGUACUCCCCUUUUAUGAUGAUGAUUCUUUGAAAAGUGCCAAUGUUUCAUCUCUAACACUGUAUUCAAGUAAAGUGUGCUUUGUCUCUUUCUUUCUGGCCAGGCACUUGGUGCUUGUUUUCCUUGACAUAAUUAACCAACAACUGUUUCACAUCUUUUCAUUUACCAUUUGUAGAAACAUUGGUUAAUUUUGGUGGUGUUAUUGUCUUCCCUGGUGAUGUGAUGUGUUAUUUAGUAAAACUUAAGUGAAAAAAGCAGGUAAAAUUUUGUGAAUAAAAGCCAGCUGGUUGCAUUGUUCAGUUGUUGUUUUCAAUCAGAAGGAGUGUACAAAACCACAUUUUUGUGUGGUCUUUUGAUCUGGAACAUUUGAAGAAAGUUGUAAGUCACUCGGUUUUGGUCUGCAUAAUGUGAUUGUAAAUGUGUCCAUCCUUAGCUGCUUCUGUAAGAAGUAAAGUAAGCAAAGCUUUUUUUUUUUUCAAAAAUUAAUUCUUGAAAAAAAUAUGAUGAUGCCAAGGUAUUUAAACUGAUGUCUCCCGUUAAUGUGUGAGUGAGUUUGUGUGUGUAUGAAUCGAUGAGAAUAAGUUUGCCCCAUUUCUUGUUGUUUUUUUUUUUCUUCUUCUUCUGAUUGCAUGUUAGUCAAAUCAGAUCUUGUGCUAAGUAGAGGUUGUUGCCAAUUUAACUUAUGCUCCGAACAUGUUCUCUGCUCAAAUGCAUGCUGCUGUUAAUAAGGUCUGUCCGCAUAGUAGGAUGCAACUGUACAGUCCAUGGGAGUGAGUAGUAGAUAAAUAUUGUUUUAUGGUCUUGGUAAUACUUCUGUUACACAUGGUUAUGAAAUCUGAUAAGUGUUGUGGACUGUGUAAAGCAGUAUUCUGUUAGAGUAUCAACAUAAAUUAUAGACUUUAUAUCUUUAUAUCUCAGGUUAUAUAAUUUUCUGUAGCAAGAUUGUUUGCUAAUUGUGUCAGUCCUUCAAAUUGUCAAACCUCUCAUGUUUCAGACAAAGUGAAAAUGCUUCAUCACGCUAUUUUCAUAGACUUGCAGACAAAUAAAAAUAAUCCAAACUGAUUUGAGCAAUCAAUGUAUUUGCUCAAGCUCAAGUAGAAAUAACACCUGUGAUUACUUAAACAUUUUUAAAAGAGAUGAAGCUGUAAAUUGUUGUAUAUUCUCAGCAUUUUUACUUUUAAUGUUUUUCUUGAUUUUGCCUUAAAAUUGGUUUAAUUUACAAUAUUUUAAAUAUCACUUUUGAACAGACUACCAAUCUAAGACAGUCCCAACAGAGAUAAGCUUGCCAGUCAUAGGUGUCUUGAUGUUCAGUGCUGGUUUUGCCCUAUUCUAUUAUCUGUUGUUGACAUGUUGGUUUAUGUGUUUUGCUUACUGGCUUCAAAUUUGCUGCCUGUGAUGAAGUCUUAAAAUUAAAUCAUUAAUUCAACCCAUUGACUUAUAUUUACUGUGUAAUUGCCUAACCAACCAAACUAACCUUGCCCUUAAUGUUUUCAUUUCAUGCCUUGUCUUCAGUUGUUUCGAAACUCUCCAGUGUACCCUUUAUGCAGUGCUUGUGCUUUUGACAGCAGUUGUACAAUCGGAACAGUACUGAUGCACCAUGUUACAAUGUAAGCAUUGUCUAAUCAAAAUUUUCGUAAAUGCUUUACUAUGUACAACAUCUUUUAAAUAAAUGCAUAAAUCUUUGAAAA
Messenger RNA from Thrips palmi, 5301 nucleotides. Its product is annotated as tyrosine-protein kinase CSK-like. The record is from RefSeq and is a predicted model, not a curated record. Gene Ontology annotation, molecular function: ATP binding; protein tyrosine kinase activity. Gene Ontology annotation, biological process: protein phosphorylation. The transcript is spliced from 11 exons. Lineage: Eukaryota; Metazoa; Arthropoda; Insecta; Thysanoptera; Thripidae. Bases 267 to 1685 code for a protein of 472 amino acids.